AGCACUUUGGGAGGCCCAGGCGGGCGGAUCACUUGAGGUCAGGAGUUCGAGACCAGCCUGGCCAACAUGGUGAAACCCCGUCUCUACUAAGAUACAAAAAUUGGCUGGCAUAGUGGCGGGCGCCCGUAAUGCCAGCUACUCCGGGGGCUGAGGCAGGAGAAUCGCUUGAACCCGGGAGGCGGAGGUUGCAGUGAGCCGAGAUCGCGCCACUACACUCCAGCCUGGGCAACAGAGGGAGACUCCGUCUCAAAAGAAAAAAAAAAAAAGCAAACCCUGAGAAAGCGAGAAAGCACUUUGAGCAUUUAGAAUGGGAACAAACGGCGCUGUUAGUGCUUCAAAAACGUAACUGCCCAAGGCCCCUUGUAAGCAGAGGAUAUUAAACUCUGCCUUUUCCCUUUCUUGGAGUGGUCCUUGAAGAGGGCUACCGGGAAGUUCAAAUAUGUUCUGUUUUCGUGCAGAUUGUUCAUUUGAAGUUUGCCUUCUACCUCUCCAAACUGAGCUUCUGAUAUUCCAGGCCAAACUUGCUCCUUCCUCAGCCUUCUCCAUCUCAGUAAAUAUCGGGAAACUUGGUUAUGCCAAAAACCUUGGUGCUGUCUUCUCACUCUCCACAUCAGCCCAUAGUUUUCUAUUGGCUCCACCUCAGACUCCUAGGACUUCUGCACUUGCUCUGCUACGACCCUGGUCCCAGCCUGCAGCACCUCCCACCUGGCUUAUUGGGGCCUGGAGCAGUAUCUAGCACAAAGUAGACACUCAGUAAAUAUUUGUCUGUUUUCAUUAUUGAAAAUUCAGAAAAGCAAAAUGAAAACAAAACUAUCAUAAAAAUCGUCACCAAGGGAUAACCACAUUAAUAUUUUGGCUUAUGUUCUUCUGGAUUUUCUUCAUAUACAUCAACCAAAACAACAUGCUGCAGUGGGUUGAGUGCAGAAGCAGAUACAAGAAUUCAGCUCUCUUCUAUUAAGUUAAAUAUUGAAGAGAUUAGCAAAACUUUAAAACAAUGUUGCUCUUCAGUUUUUGAGGAAAAGGAAUAGAAGAUGAACAAACCCAUAACAUCAUCAACAUAUGUGCGCUGCCUCAAUGUUGGACUAAUUAGGAAGCUGUCAGAUUUUAUUGAUCCUCAAGAAGGAUGGAAGAAGUUAGCUGUAGCUAUUAAAAAACCAUCUGGUGAUGAUAGAUACAAUCAGUUUCACAUAAGGAGAUUUGAAGCAUUACUUCAAACUGGAAAAAGUCCCACUUCUGAACUACUGUUUGACUGGGGCACCACAAAUUGCACAGUUGGUGAUCUUGUGGAUCUUUUGAUCCAAAAUGAAUUUUUUGCUCCUGCGAGUCUUUUGCUCCCAGAUGCUGUUCCCAAAACUGCUAAUACACUACCUUCUAAAGAAGCUGUAACAGUUCAGCAAAAACAGAUGCCUUUCUAUGACAAAGAGAGGACAUUGAUGACACCUGUGCAGAAUCUUGAACAAAGCUAUAUGCCACCUGACUCCUCAAGUCCAGAAAAUAAAAGUUUAGAAGUUAGUGAUACACGUUUUCACAGUUUUUCAUUUUAUGAAUUGAAGAAUGUUACAAAUAACUUUGAUGAACGACCCAUUUCUGUUGGUGGUAAUAAAAUGGGAGAGGGAGGAUUUGGAGUUGUAUAUAAAGGCUACGUAAAUAACACAACUGUGGCAGUGAAGAAGCUUGCAGCAAUGGUUGACAUUACUACUGAAGAACUGAAACAGCAGUUUGAUCAAGAAAUAAAAGUAAUGGCAAAGUGUCAACAUGAAAACUUAGUAGAACUACUUGGUUUCUCAAGUGAUGGAGAUGACCUCUGCUUAGUAUAUGUUUACAUGCCUAAUGGUUCAUUGCUAGACAGACUCUCUUGCUUGGAUGGUACUCCACCACUUUCUUGGCACAUGAGAUGCAAGAUUGCUCAGGAUGCAGCUAAUGGCAUCAAUUUUCUACAUGAAAAUCAUCAUAUUCAUAGAGAUAUUAAAAGUGCAAAUAUCUUACUAGAUGAAGCUUUCACUGCUAAAAUAUCUGACUUUGGCCUUGCACGGGCUUCUGAGAAGUUUGCCCAGACAGUCAUGACUAGCAGAAUUGUAGGAACAACAGCUUAUAUGGCACCUGAAGCUUUGCGAGGAGAAAUAACACCCAAAUCUGAUAUUUACAGCUUUGGUGUGGUUUUACUAGAAAUAAUAACUGGACUCCCAGCCGUGGAUGAACAUCGUGAACCUCAGUUAUUGCUAGAUAUUAAAGAAGAAAUUGAAGAUGAAGAAAAGACAAUUGAAGAUUAUAUUGAUAAAAAGAUGAAUGAUGCUGAUUCCACUUCAGUUGAAGCUAUGUACUCUGUUGCUAGUCAAUGUCUGCAUGAAAAGAAAAAUAAGAGACCAGACAUUAAGAAGGUUCAACAGCUGCUGCAAGAGAUGACAGCUUCUUAAAACUUUAUUGGAAUAGACUCUUGACUUUUUAUAUACACCUAUCUCAACCAUUUUUUUAACUAAUUUUUUUCCUAAAUAUUCUUCUUUACCUUUAACAAGGCACAGGCUGUUGCAGGACAGUGGUUAUUAAAGCAUGGGUUGAACUUCCAAAAUAUAAAAAUAGAGCCACUAUAUCAACACUUAGCCCUACCCAUUAGUAUCACCCCCAGUUCUUACAGUAAUCCCUGAGAAAUCUCCUUCAAGCAUCACCAAACACAGUUUGAAAAUUACAGGGUUAGCAAAAAGAGCCUGGGCUGUGUGUAGGGUGGAAGCACUCUGAUCUGAAGCCCAACUGACUCCACUACUAAUUUGCUGUAAAGCUUUGGACACACACUUAGCUGCUGUGAGCCACUAAUAACAUUGGGCUAAUAUCUGCUGUGCUUCUCUGACAGGUAGUCAUGAAAAUCAAAUGAUGUAGAAUAGAUACAAGCACUUUGUAAAUUGUAAAAUGAUACAAAAUUUAAAGUUUAUAGAGCCAGUUACAAAAUCCUAUUAGUCAUAUAUUUAUAGAUUGUGUUCACAGCAAUCAUUUAACCACAAAUAAAAUAUCCCUUGAUGAUACUGCCAUAAUGAUAUGUCCAUUAUUAGAUUAUGUUACAUGACAAAGUUGAAGGAAUUUUGCAGAUGCAGUUAAGGUUCCUAAACAACUCACUUUGAGACUGUUGAAAGGGCCUGACCUAAUCAAGUGAACCCUUGCAAGAAGGAUUCUCCUUGUAAGCCUUCAAGAAGUAUGUGCGAGGGCCACAUUGGCUAAACCCUAAAGGUGGCCUCUAGAAGAUGAGACCUACCUUCCAGUUGUGAGCAAGCAGGAAAAAAAAAAUUGGGACCUCAGUUGCAACCACAAGGAAUUGAAUUCUGCCAACAAUCUGAGUGAACUCAGAAGAGUACUCCAAGCUUCAGAUGAUAACCACAGCCUGGGCUGACACCUAGAUUUCAGCUUUGCGUGAUCCUCAGUAUGAAAACCUAUCUGUGCUAUGCUGGACUUCUAAUAUAUAGAACUGUGAGAUAAUGGGUCACAUUGGCCAGAUGUGGUGGCUCAUACCUGUAAAUCCUAGCACUUUGGGAGGCCGAGGCGGGCAGAUCACCUGAGGUCAAGAGUUCAAGACCAGCCUGGCCAACAUGGUGAAACGCUGUCUCUACUAAAAACACAAAAAUUAGGUGAGCGUGGUGGUGGACGCCUGCAGUCCCAGCUACUUGGGAGGCUGAGGCAGGAGAAUAGCUGGAACCGGGGAGAUGGAGGUUGCAGUGAGCUGAGACCGUGCCACUCCAGCCUGGGUGGGAGUGCCACCAGGCACUCCAGCCUGGGUGACAAAGCGAGACUCCAUCAUAAAUAAAUAAAUAAAUAAAUAAAUAAAUAAAUAGGUCACAUUAAGCCUUUAAGUUUGUGGUAAUUUAUUAUGCAGUAAUAGAAAACAAAUACAGAUACUCUCCCAUGAUGUUUUUCCCAUGAUGAUUUCCCAUGAUAUUUAUAGGUUCUGCCCACAUUUGAGGGGUAUGUGGAAAUUAUACAGAGCAUGUACAGUGGGAGGCUUAUAGUGUACAUACUGAAAUGUGGGGUUGGAGCCCUAACACAGAGACCCCAGCAGGGCACUGCCUAGUAGAGCUAUGGGAAGGGUGCUGCCAUCCUCCAGACUUGAGAAUGGUAGAGCCACCAGCAGCUUGCACUCUGAGCUUGGAAAAGCCACAGGCACUCAACUUCAACCAUGAGGGAAGCCAUGCACCCUGCAAAGCCACAGGAGUGGAGCUGCCCAAGGCCUCGAGGGCCCACCCCUUGCACCAGUGUGCCAGGAUGUGGGACAUGGAAUCAAGGAAUAUGUUGGGGCUUUUUUUUUUAUGAGACACAGUCUUGCUCUGUCGCCCAGGCUGGAGUGCAGUGGCACGAUCUCGGCUCACUGCAAGCUCCGCCUCCCAGGUUCACACCAUUCUCCUGCCUCAGCCUCCCCAGUAGCUGGGACUACAGGCGCCCGCCACCACACCCGGCUAAUUUUUUUGUAUGUUUCGUAGAGACGGGGUUUCACCGUGUUAGCCAGGAUGGUCUCGAUCUCCUGACCUCGUGAUCCACCCGCCUCGGCCUCCCAAAGUGCCAGGAUUUAAAGUUUAAUGUCUUCCCCGCUGGGUUUCAGACUUGCCUGGAGCCUGUUGCCCCUUUCUUUAGCCAAUUUCUCGCUUUUGGGACAAGAAUGUUUUACUCAUUGCCUGUACCACCAACUGUAUCUUGGAAGUAAAUAACUUAUAUUUUAUUUCAGAGGCUCAUACGUGGCAGGAACUUACCUUGAGUCUCAAAUGAGACUUUGGACUUUUGAGUGAUGCUAGAAUGAGUUAAGACUUUGAAGGACUAUUGGGAAGGGAUGAUUAUAUUUUGCAAUGUGAGAAAGACAUGAGAUUUGGGGGGCUGGGGGUAGAAUGACAUUGUUUGGAUGUUUGUCUCCUUCAAAUCUCAUGUUUAAAUGUAAUCCCCAGUGUUGGAGGUGGAGGUGGGGCCUGAUGGGAAGUGUUUGGGUCAUGGUGGCAGAUCCCUCAUGAAUGGCUUAGAGCCACUGGUGAUGAGUGAGUUCUCACUCAGUUUGUGUGAGACUCUGGUGGCUUAAAAGAGUCUGCUCCCCCUUUGCCUUCCACUGUGAUUGUAACCUUCCUGAGGCCUUCAUCAAAGGCCAGGCAAAUAUUGGUGCCAUGCUAGUGAUGCAAAAUGGGCUAACAAUAUGUAAAUUUGUAAUUUUUAAGUUAUAGAUUGUUUUCAUUAAACACUUAUGAAUACUG
Pongo pygmaeus (Bornean orangutan) is the source of this 5210-nucleotide messenger RNA. It is a transcript of the gene IRAK4, whose product is annotated as interleukin 1 receptor associated kinase 4. Gene Ontology annotation, biological process: signal transduction; protein phosphorylation. The transcript is spliced from 15 exons. Gene Ontology annotation, molecular function: ATP binding; protein serine/threonine kinase activity; magnesium ion binding. NCBI's taxonomy places the organism in Eukaryota, Metazoa, Chordata, Mammalia, Primates, Hominidae. The coding region runs from base 1032 to 2414 and encodes 460 amino acids. The record is from RefSeq and is a predicted model, not a curated record.